UCGGUGGGAUGUUGGCCAGUUAUCGCAACAGUCUUGAACUAAAUCUCGCACUAUGAACUACAUUUGCCUCCUGGUCGGCAUAUUCUCCUGCCUUUGCCUGGUGCAUUUCGGCAAUGCUGAUCCCUUUAUCUCCUUGAGAUCCAGCUCCAGGUCCAGUUCUCAGCAGAUGGUCAACGGUCAGUUGAAAACUGUCUACGACGUCAGAACCGAGCAAGAAGCCAACGAUCUCAGUGGAAAGAUGGUUCACAGACGCCGGUAUGACUUCAGAUCGGACUUUGCAGCUCCGCUCCACGAACAAAGUGGGUAACAAUUUGUUCAUCAGUAAUUAGUGAACAAGGAUGCGAUAUAUAUAUAUAUAAAUAUAUAUCAAAGUAGCAUCCAAUUCAUAAAUAAAUUCAGCUUGCUGAGCUGACUUGAAAUGCGGUCUUUAA
Messenger RNA from Drosophila serrata, 431 nucleotides. RefSeq names its product Accessory gland protein 26Ab (gene Acp26Ab). Gene Ontology annotation, biological process: mating behavior. Gene Ontology annotation, cellular component: extracellular region. NCBI's taxonomy places the organism in Eukaryota, Metazoa, Arthropoda, Insecta, Diptera, Drosophilidae. The record is from RefSeq and is a predicted model, not a curated record.